AAAGAAGAUGGUGAUACCAGUGGUUGACUUUGCGGCAUACUCCUUGUCCGUCCCAGCAGAGAAAGCAGACGUUCAGAAACUCCGUAGUAUCGCAGACGAACUCCGUCAAGCGUUUACAACUGUUGGAUUUGUUUAUCUAAAGAAUCAUGGAUUACCACAAAAUGUUAUUGAAAACACAUUUGCCAUUUCGAAGACAUUCUUUGAGAAACCAGUAGACGUAAAACAGAAAUAUGAAAGGCCUGCGGACGAGAACCAUGGAUGGGUGUCUCUGGAGAGGGAAAAUUUGAAUCCAGAGAGACCAGCAGCUGAUUUGAAAGAAGCAUACAAUAUGACGUUGGUAGAUGACCAAGGAACCAUGCCUUUGGAUAUACUCCCAGACUUCUACAAAGUGUUCAAAGAAAUGUUUACAUUAUCACAAGAACUAGGAAGCCGCGUCUUGGAUUUGAUGUCUAUUGGUCUGGAAAUAGACCAAACAUUCUUAAGGCAGUGUCACCAGAAGAUGGGGAGAAAGGGAAACGCCACAACAUUACGAUCCCUGUAUUAUCCACCGAUUACUAAAGGUGUUAAGCCGGGACAGGUGCGGUGUGGUGAGCAUUCUGACUACGGUUCCAUUACACUCCUGUUUCAAGAUGAUGUCGGAGGAUUAGAAGUAAAACCAAUGGGGUAUGAUUACGUGCCAGCUUCUCCGAUACAUGGUACAGUGUUGGUUAAUUUAGGGGAUCUAAUGCAGCGAUGGACGGCAGACAAACUUAUUGCAACAAAACAUCGUGUCCUGAUUCCUGAGAAGGAAGUUACACAAAAGAAGGGGAGACAAUCUUUGGCAUUUUUCAUUCAUCCGGACGAUGAAGUAAUGAUCAAGUGUUUGGAUGGUUCUGGGAAAUAUGAGGAAAUAUCCAGCAUUGAUUAUCUGAACAUGCGUUUUGCUGCGAUUCAUAAACAGAUGUAUUUCUUUGAGAAAUUAUCAGAAACUAUGGAAAUUAAUUUAAAGAUAAAAGUGUGGGCAUUUCUUCUACUUGGCAUAAUUAAGACUGUGAACCUACAGAUUUUUGAUUGCCCGGUUGACUGGUUCACGUCCAAUAACAUCUGCUAUAAGUUUGUAUUUGAUCCCAAAGAAACAUAUGAACAAGCGAGAGGACAGUGCUCGUUGCUUGGUACAAGUUUAUUAUCCGUGAAAUCCAGAGAUGAGCAUGAUUUUAUUGAUGGCUGGUUACGAAAUAAUGAUUAUUUUAGGAACACGUGGUUUACGACUGGUCAGCGAAGCCGUGAGAAUCCCUCCAUGUACGCCUGGGACGGAGACUUUACGAACAAUAGAAUCCCUCAGGACAUGCAGUUCUGGCUCCCAAAUGAUCAGACCCACUUUACCCCCACUGCCCGGCAAGAAGACGUUAUUGUGUACAAGUUUGAUGGAAUCUCAUAUGCAUGGACAGUUGGUAGCAAGUUAGAUAAAAUGUCUUACGUUUGUGAAAUUAGCCAAACAGAGGCUUACAAACUUACACAAGAAAAACGAGGUUUUGACUAUGGUGUCCCCUACAAUGAAAUGGAGAAUGUGAAGAAAGGUCCCAAACUGGAGUUACAGCCUAAUGAUUUGUCAAUCAUUGGUCGAUCAAAGUUUGUCACUAUAGAAGCAGUUGCUAUUGGAUUCCCACAACCAACAUAUGAAUGGAAACGAUUUCGUGGUUCCAAUUCCACUAUAAAUUCCCUGGCAGAUGCCGAAACGAUAUCCUCAAAAAAGGAGACCCGUUAUACGCUAACCAACGGAAAAUUUACGAUAGAAAAUCCUGAAGAAAAUUCGGAUGCAGGGAUUUAUCAAUGUCUGGUGGAGAAUGAAGUUGGAAAAGUUCUUAGUAAUCCCGUUAAAAUCACGUUCGGAUUUUUGGGAGAAUUUUCAAACGUCAAAGAUGCUGAUGUAAAUGCCAACAUGUACGAUGGAGCCGUGAUGCAGUGUAGCAACAUUGCAUUUAAACCAGCUGUUGUAUAUAACUGGCAGAGAGAGCUAAGCGGCAGACCUAAGAAUAUCAUCCGAACUAUGACGCCAUACGUGUUUAUGUCUUAUAAUGGAAAUCUGUACUUCUCAGAAGUUACAGAGGUGGACGCCAAUAACUACUACUGUCAGGUGACAUUGACCAGUCUUACUAGCGAAAAAGUCAGCGAUGUCCAAUCAGUCAGCAAAACCAGUCUCCCUAUCAGACUGAAUGUCUUGGCUCAAGCCGCAAAAACUGAGUGGGGUCCAGAAAUUCAAGAUGAUUUCAUCAAUGUUUUCCCCAAACCCCCACUAAAGGGACACAAUGUUCGCAUGGAAUGCUUUGCCUAUGGCUCAUCCAAUAACUACAUAGAAAUGUGGCGUUAUUGGUGGACGAGGGAGGGAAGACCGAUGCCCGAGAAUGCAGAGAUGUCGGAUUUUAACCGCGUGUUGAUCAUUAAAAACGCCCGCCUAGAGGACCAGGGGAACUAUGUUUGUCAUGUCAAGCGUGGACAUCAAGCCAGGGACAGCAAAGUUAUUGCUCUGCGACUGGAAGCUGUGCCUUAUUUCAUCAUUCCCCUUGAUGACCAGCACGUAGACAAGGGUUCCCAGCUGACCUGGAGAUGUGAAGCCAUGGGCUAUCCACAACCUUCGUACACGUGGUUUAAAAAUGGAGAAAUCUUACAGUCGGGAAACAACGCAGAUUACGUCAUUUCCGGGAACAUACUGACCAUUCCAGUUUUGGAUGAGAAGCACAAUGGAAUGUACCAAUGUGCUGCCACCAAUGUCCACGGGACGGCGAUGUCUGCUGGGCAGCUAAGAGUUUUACAUUUUGCACCGACUCUACGAAAACACCCUAUUCAAUCCCACAUGGUAGGGGCCUUAAAUGGGGAGAUCAUAAUUAUAUGUAAGCCAGAGGCCGCUCCCUCGCCAACAAUCACUUGGACCAAAAACAACAUCAACCUGGUACCAGAUGGCAACAGGAUUAAAAUGAUGCCCAACGGUAAUCUACAAAUAAAGGACCUUACCUACGGCGACGCCGGAUUCUACACGUGUGUGGCGGAUAAUGGAAUCCAACCACCUGCAAAAAGCACAGGACAACUGGUUGUACAAUCCGCCACUGUGAUCACUAUUCCCCCAGUGACUGACCCCGUGGUCGUAAACAGGACCACCUUUAUUCCCUGUAAGGCCUCUUAUGAUAUGAACCUUGACCUUGUCUAUAUGUGGAACUUCAAUGGGAAACUUAUCGACUUUGAGAGAGAAUUUCAUUACAGAUUGGACACCAGCGCAACCCAUACAGGACUCAAUAUCAUUAUGACACAGUUUAAGCACGCAGGGACUUACGAAUGUAUUGCCAAAACAACUCUAAACCAAGAUGCUAGAUCAACAAAGCUGGCAGUAUAUGGUCCCCCGGGAGAACCUGCUGGGGUGGUUGGGGUGGACGGUUCACCCACGGAGACAACCAUUCAGCUGAUCUUCUUCCCAGGAGCAGAGCAUGGCAGCCGUGUCUCGCAUUUUGUAGUUGAGAGGGAAAUUGAACACGAAAAAGGAUGGAAAUUGAUUCCCCAACAUUUCCCAGAACCAUUUACGAUCAUCCCGGGUGCCGUUGGCAUGCAAAGUGACAUGCGGCAGAUAAAAAUCGAAGGAUUGCACCCCGGAAACGGUUACAGGUUUAGAAUUGCAGGCGUCAACCAAUAUGGUGUCGGUACAUGGAGUGUACCUUCACCAUUUAUUGAAACCAAACCAGCGGCACCAGACGUGGCUGUUGAUGCGGAGUACAUCGUAGGGGGCAAUGGUAGCGUGGGGGAUCUCAGCAUCAUCUGGAAGAGAAUGGAGCCCGAGUUCCACGGUGCCCCAGGCUUUGGUUACAUCGUGUACUGGAGAAGAUACAAAACGGCUAGUGUAUACGACUCUCUGUGGCGCAAAUCGGGGCCAUUCCCAGACUGGACAAAAGACAGAAUGACUGUUCAAGUCGGCGAGGAAAAUUACUACGUAGAGUACGAGGUCAAAAUCCAGGUGUACAACUCUGAAGGGAGGGGGCCAAAUUCAACAGAGGCAGUGGUUUAUUCUGCGGAAGGAAUGCCUAUAGCUGCUCCUCAGGGCUUAUUCUGCGAUGCCUACAACUCCACAGCUAUGCUUGUUACCUGGCAACCUGUUGAAGAUACCAGAGAGACCAUGAAAGGGAGGGUGUGGGGAUAUCAAGUUAAUUACUGGUUAGACGGGGAUGAAGAGCCUAUUUAUAAACGUUAUAUCCGGUACCAGGGUCAGAUUUCAGAGGCCGUGGCUAUUGGACUUUUCCCGGACACUAACUUCUGGUUUGAGGUACAGGUAUUUAAUACAGCUGGUCUUGGACCCCUCAGCGAAAAAUUCAUCCAGGAAACACUUCACGAAGUUCCAAAGUUAUAUCCCCAAGAGGUGUAUGCACAUUCUCUAAGUUCUUCCAGUGUUCGGAUCACGUGGAGAGGAAUCAGUACAACACGGGAGGAAGAAACCUUAUCUGGAUACAUGGUGUAUUUCUGGAAAGCCAACGAUCAUUUUAGAAAUGCCCAACAGUUUGAGACUGCCAAAUUUGCCAUUCAGCAUGAUAUUUACGGAAUUCAGAAGGGCGUGGUUUAUGCCGUUAGAGUAGCAGGGUGCAGCGACGGCGGGGAGGGGCGAAAGUCCCCCACAGUGUACUUUACUUUAGGCGGUAUGAUUCGUCUAGAUAACACCACCACUAGUCUGAAGUACGAGGGAAUUGAUAGUUUCGGACAUCAACUCAAACAGUCUCAAACCAUUGUCCUGUUUAUGACUCUCUUCGCCUUAUUAACGUCAUUCUUAGUUACCGUCUGCACUUAUUUCAGAUUCAAAGAAUAUCUGUUUUGUGGACCUACAAAAAUUGACAAUCUGGAUCGUGAAGCGUCAUCCGCUCCGGAGCACUCCGGAAGGAUAUCCAUCUCGGGAAGGGUGGCCACACCCCCUCCCCCAGAGAUGACAUGUCCAGUGGCAGAGAACUGGUGUUACACACAGGUGAAAGUUGUAAAGUUUUCCUACAUAUGGACAAUCAAUAACUUCAGCUUCUGUAGAGAAGAGAUGGGAGAAGUGUUAAAAAGUUCCACAUUCUCAGCAGGAGCAAAUGACAAACUCAAAUGGUGUUUACGAGUGAAUCCUAAAGGAUUAGAUGAAGAAAGCAAAGAUUAUUUAUCUCUAUAUUUAUUAUUAGUGUCAUGUAACAAAAGUGAAGUUAGAGCAAAGUUCAAAUUUUCAAUACUGAAUGCCAAAAGAGAAGAAACAAAGGCUAUGGAAAGCCAAAGGGCUUACCGCUUUGUGCAAGGAAAGGACUGGGGAUUUAAAAAGUUCAUCAGGAGGGACUUUUUAAUGGAUGAAGCCAAUGGUCUUUUACCAGAUGAUAAACUAACAAUAUUUUGUGAGGUGUCAGUGGUCGGUGACACAGUGAAUGUUUCUGGUCAGUCAAACUGUACACCAGUCAAAGUCCCCGAGUGUAAACUCAGUGAUGACUUGGGGGUCCUGUUUGAAAGGUCCUCAUUUAGUGAUGUCACUCUCUACCUAGGAGGAAGGGAGUUCUCAGCACACAAAGCAGUGUUGGCAGCACGGUCUCCAGUGUUCAAUGCAAUGUUCGAACAUGAGAUGGAAGAGAGCAAGAAAAAUCGUGUAGAUAUAACAGAUGUAGACCAUGAAGUUAUGAGAGAGAUGCUUCGAUUUAUAUACACAGGAAGAGCUCCAAACUUAGACAGAAUGGCAGAUGAUCUACUAGCAGCAGCUGAUAAGUAUGCCUUAGACCGAUUAAAGGUGAUGUGUGAGGAAGCAUUAUGUUCCAGUCUCUGGAUUGACAAUGUGUGCGAGGUCUUAGUGUUAGCAGAUUUACAUAGCGCUGAUCAGCUUAAAACUCAUGCCAUUGAUUUCAUCAACAGUCAUGCUACAGAUGUAAUGGAAACUCCUGGUUGGAAAACUCUAAUACGGAAUCAUCCCCAUCUCAUUGCUGAUGCAUUUCGUGCCCUGGCCAGUCAACAAAGUCCGCCCCUCGGACCCCAACGCAAACGCCUCAAAACGUCAUAGUCCUAGUCAUUCAUUGCAACACUUGUGACACAGAAAAGCUAAAAAUACAGAUCUGUUUUGUACACCAGUAAUGGAACAGUGGAAGAAAUUGUGGACUUCUUAGUUGUUCCACCUGACCAUAUCCUGUGUAGAUGUUAGUGCUAGUGGCAGAGUCUGACAGGGCUUUUCUGUGAUAGAAUACAUUUUUCCAGACAUUGAGGUUGUGUGGCAGUCGGCAUAAUUGCAAGUGAUUUACUUAAUAAAGACUAAGUUGCAAAGUUCUUUCAAAGGAUAAACCCCUUUCAUUUUUUAGCAGAUUAUAUGAAAGUGAACUUGCUGUAAAAUAUUGGCAAAGAAGGGUCAGUACAAGCAUCAUUCUAAUUAAUUUAUUGCAUGUAGCUCAGACUUUUUUGUCUUGUAAACCAGUUAUUGUUAAAAAGUACAAUGUAAAUACAGUGGCAUGCAAAAAUGAUUUUGUAUAUUUUCUGUUGGUUUUCCAAGUCUCUUGUCUUUAAUGUAUAACCAAUAGAUGGACUAUAAUUUAAAAUUUAUUGUAAAAGUGCUUUCCUCUUUUAAUUCUAUUUUGGUAUCAUUUUAAUGUGCCAGUGACUAUUUUAAUUCAGAACACUCAUGUGAAUUCUUAUAUUUCAUUAUGUUUCGUUAGAAACAAUUAUUUAAUAUACAUGUAAUAAAUGACAUUUUUUGUA
This is a messenger RNA of Saccostrea echinata, 6702 nucleotides long. RefSeq names its product contactin-like. The record is from RefSeq and is a predicted model, not a curated record. The transcript is spliced from 44 exons. Gene Ontology annotation, cellular component: nucleus; cytoplasm. Lineage: Eukaryota; Metazoa; Mollusca; Bivalvia; Ostreida; Ostreidae. Gene Ontology annotation, biological process: regulation of proteolysis; proteasome-mediated ubiquitin-dependent protein catabolic process. Gene Ontology annotation, molecular function: ubiquitin protein ligase binding. The coding region runs from base 8 to 6016 and encodes 2002 amino acids.